Molecule: messenger RNA, 3018 nt
Organism: Rhodotorula toruloides NP11
Lineage: Eukaryota; Fungi; Basidiomycota; Microbotryomycetes; Sporidiobolales; Sporidiobolaceae
Product: cell division control protein
Exons: 13
Coding region: 1-3018 (1005 amino acids)
Biological process (GO): cytoskeleton organization
Cellular component (GO): mitotic actomyosin contractile ring, proximal layer; plasma membrane; cell division site
Molecular function (GO): protein binding; phospholipid binding
Source: RefSeq, a predicted model, not a curated record
AUGCAGCGCCCCUCGUCGCGCGCACGCACUCGUUCAACCUCCUCACUCGAAGGCGCCUACCACCCGCCCACCGACACCGCGCCCGACGCCUUCGACUACUGCAAUGCCUUUUGGGUUGAUCCGCACAAAAGUCGGGAAGGCGGGAGACGCGCAGAGGGCGAUGCGGAGGAGAAGGAUUGGGGCAAGGAGGGGUACGAGACGGUGAUGGGACGGGUCAAGGCCAGUGCCAAGGUGUGCGACGACCUGAGGGCGUUGCUCAAGGAGAGAGCGUCCGCAGCUGAAGACUACGCCAAGCGGCUGAACAAGCUGUCGCGGCAUUCGUUCGGUGUUGGCGAGACUGGACACAUGGAGCGGGCGAUGCUGCAGGUCAAGUCGGAACUCGAGGCGUCGGCCAAGUCGCACACGGAUCUUGCGACCCUCAUGCGGCACCAGGAGGCGACGGUUGCGGACUUUGUGCAGAAGCGCGAGGCGGCGAGGAAGUCGCAACAAACGAACCUCGAGAAGCUGUGGAAGAAUCUGCUGAACACGCGGCAGCAUGUGCUGAAGGCCAAGGCGAAGUACCAGGACGAUGCCAUCCAGAUUAAUGCGCUGCACGCUCAAGCGUCCUUGCUGCAAGGGCGCGACCUGGACAAGGCGAGCGCGAGCGCGACGCUCAAGCUCGACAAGGCGCAGCAGACCGUCGUCGUCAACGAGCGAGACUACCGCAACUACGUCAACGUGUUGAAGGAGACGACUGUCAACUGGAACAUGGCUUGGAAGUCGUUCUGCGACCUUGUGCAAGACCAGGAGGAGGAGCGGCUCGAGUUUCUCAAGUCGCGCAUGUGGGACUAUGCGAAUGGUCUUUCGACGCUCGCGAUGGCGGAAGAUGAGUCCGCGGAACGCACACGAACGGCUCUCGAGCAGUGUGACCCGAAGAUCGACAUCCGAAUCUUCGUCCAGCAGUUUGGCACCGGCAACGCGAUCCCCGACCCGAUUCCGUUCGUCGACGUCUCGGCCAAGACCGCGCCGCCGAAGCAGUCUUACCGCAGCGCCGCCUUCACUCGCUCGUCCACCCGCAUCCCCGGCGUGACCCACUCUCCUUCCGCGAUCGACGACAUCGCACGAGCGAUGCAUCACCCUCCGCCGUCCCAGCAGCAGCGCCAACAGCCGCAGACUUCGUCGCAGAUGCCUCGCUCGUCCACCCAGCCCGAACUCGAGUCGCAGUCGCGUCCGGCCUCUCGAGCGGCGAACCGCAUGUCGCAGCCGAACCUCUCCACGCAGCAGACUCCAGCCCCUGCAACAGCUCAGCACCUCGCAUCGCCUGCUCGACCAGGUCAGCCGCCGCAGGUCGCCGGAGCCAGUCCGUCUCGCUUCGCCGUCUCCCCUUCCGCCAAUCUUCACCAACGACCUUCGUCUGAGCACGUGCCUAUCGCCUCACCACCGACGUCGAAACCCGGCCACAUCCCGGCAUCCGCGUUCCAAGGGCGACAGUCCGCCGUCUCUCCUUCUCUCGGCGCGAGCGUCAACGGCGCUUCUCCAGCCACGGUCGAUGCAGGAAGCUCUCCUGCACCUGCGCGCUACGAAGCGUCGGCACCGGCAGCGAAGAAGGCGGCCGGCGCUCCAUCGGCCGAGGACGACGAGAACGACCCGCUGCUGCAGGCGCUGAAGCAGCUGCAGACUACGCCCGUUCAGGCUCCUGCUCGGUCGCAGCGAUCUUCAGUCGACCUGCGGGGAUCCGCUGCAUCGCCUUCGCAGCGUCCGCCGUCGCGAGGUCACCUCAACCAGCCGAGCUUCGGAUCCGCCGCAGGUCUCUCGAACGGCAUGAUGCAGCCUCCGCCCGAUCAAUCGCAACAGCACCGACCCCGCAGCCCUUCAAUUCCCUACGUCCAGUCGAAUCCGCCACGGCCUUCCUCGCGAGCCGGCUCGAACGUCUCGUCGGCUGCGGGCGCGAACCCGAACCGCCAGUCGACUGGUCCGCACCUGGCUUCGCCUGCACCGGCCGGCCAGUUUGCCGCUCGUCCAGCUUCUCCUGCGCAAGGUCAGCGGUACUCGGCGCGACCGACUUCGCCGCAGCCGCACAUCCCCGACUCGCUUCGACCGCGUUCUCCCGCCAUGGGCAACCCGCCAAGCGUCGCUUCUCCCGUUGCCUCGGUGCAGUCUCCUGCACGACCGCUAAGCGCGUUCGGCACGCCGCUGUCGCAAGGCGGUUACGCCUCGCCUCAGCAAGCUCCGCCACCUCAACAGCACUUUGCGGCGCCUCCGCCUCAGCAACCUGCUGCAUACGCUCAGCCGCCUCAGCAAGGCGCAUACGGCGGGUACCGCGCACCGUCACCUGCCCCUCGACCACCUUCCGUCGUCUCGCCAGCGACCGGAUACGCUCCGCACCCGCAGCAACAGCCGCACAUGGCCCAAGCGCCUUCUCAGCAGUUCCAGCAGUAUGCUCAGGCUCCACCGCCUCAGCCGGCCUACGCUCCUCCACCUCAGCAGGUCGCCAGUCCGCCAAACUCGUACGCCUACCCCGGUCAGCAGCAGUACGCGCCGCCUCCGCAGCAACAGCAGCAGCCCCUCCAGCACCAGCAGCAGUACGUUCGCCCGCCUUCGGUCGUCGGAGGCUACGCGUCGCCGGCAUCGGCAGCGCAACAAGCGGCUCUCGCUCGGACGCCGUCCACACACUCGGGUGUGUCGGGCGUCUCGAUCCAGCAGACUCCGCUUCAGGCGUAUCAGCAGCCGCCUGUUCAGCAACAGCAGCCUCAGCAGCAGCAGCACGCUCGCGGUGCGUCCGUCGCCUCGAUGCGAGCCGGUCAGACGCCACCUCUGCCUCCGACCGGCCAGUACACCGAGUCGGGUCAGCCUAUCCUGUUCUACGUCAACGCGCUCUUCGACUAUCAGGCAGCUUCGGCGGAGGAGUUCUCGUUCUCAACCGGCGAUGUGAUCGCUGUAACCGGCACAGACCCCGACGGUUGGUGGUCCGGAAACCGAGUUGGCGACCAAGGCCCGAGCAAGCUGUUCCCGUCCAACUUCACCGAGCUUCUUCCUUGA